AAGAGGUGGAGGUGUUAAAAACUGACUCGAUCUAUCCAAUUUGAUCUAAUCUUUAAGAAUUAAAGAAAAAAAACCAAAUAAACAAACUCAUUUAAAUUAUAUAGAUACAGUAAUUUAACACGACUCAUCUUUAGUAGCAACUCAACCCGACAUUAUCAAUUCCGAUCCAAGUACCCAAUUUGACACAUUUAAAAUGAAAUACUCUAAACAUUUGGACUUUUGGAGUUUAGCUAAGGUAAAAAACUUCUCAAUUUGAUUUGGUUAGGGGGAACUUCAACUUCUUCCCACAUAACGCCACCUUCCACCGAUACUGUUUCAAGUUUCAACUCAUCAAAGUUUCUCAAACCAUCAUCCUUUUUUUCUUGCAUUGCCUUUUUGACGAAUUUUCUGUAGAAACAUUCAAAUCGAUUUCAUACCAAUAUCUCACCCAGUUGUUUUUCGGUGAUCUUGUCAUAUUGUUGAAUUUGUGUGAUAAAUGGAUGAUGAAACAGCUCCAGAUUUACUUAGUGAUCUGCCACUUAGCAUAAUUGAGAUUAUCCUUUGCUUACUGCCUAUUAGAGAUGCUGUUAGAAUGAGCACAUUGUCAACUAAAUGGAGGUAUAGAUGGGCAAACCUUCCACAGCUUAAUUUCUGUGACAAAUGUGUCAGUCCUGUUCCGGACAAGUCGGUAGUUGAAAACAAGCUUAUAAAGUUUAUUACCCAUGCCCUUUUUCUCCACAAAGGCCCCAUUCAUAAGUUUAAGAUUUGUACUUCGAUCCUGCAAAGUUGCCCUGAUAUUGAUCAGUGGCUACUUUUCCUCUCGAGGAAUGAUGUUAGAGAGCUCACCCUUGAAUUGAGUGAUGGUGAGUGGUUCAGGGUGCCAACUUGUCUGUUUUCUUUCAAGAAAUUGACUCUUUUGGAGCUUUGUCGAUGUGAAUUGGAUCCUCCACCUGGGUUUACAGGGUUUCUAUGCUUGCGUAUCUUGACACUCAAUCAAGUUUUGGUGACACCUGAAGCAAUUGAAAGCCUAAUUACUAGCUGUCCUCUACUUGAGAGUUUAACAUUGUCAUACUAUGAUGGUUUGGACUUGAAUGUCAAUGCCUCUAAUCUUAAGUACUUGCACCUAGAAGGUGAAUUCAAAGAUUUAUGCCUCGAAAAUACCCCAAUGCUGGAAGAAGUUUCUAUCUCUUUGUAUAUGAACACAGAUGAAAUUCAGGAGCAUUUUGAGCAACUUUCAGGUUGCAAUUUCGUCCAGUUUCUUGGUGGUGUACCCAAUCUCAAAAGGCUAGCUGGACAUGUCUACUUUACGAAGUAUUUAAGCAUAGGCAUUGAGCAGUGGACACCAUCACUGACUUACAGCCAUCUAAAGAUCAUUGAAUUAAACCAAGUAAGUUUUGAGGACAUGAAAGAGUUACUGGUUGUUCUUCGCCUGAUUACAAACUCCCCAAACUUGCAGGAGCUUCAGAUCUCUGGUUCAUCAAACACAAAUGUCAUACUGGAUGCACCUAACUUAGACUUUUGGGGGACUGAAUGUCCUCCAGAUUGCACAUUCAAACAGUUGAAAACCGUGAAGAUGACAGAUAUGUAUGGAGUGCCUCAUGAGAUGGAAUUGAUAAAAUUUUUACUGGGGAACUCUCCAGCUCUUGAAAAGAUGAGUAUAGUGCCCUGUAUAUAUGUUACAGAGUUAAAAGUGGAUAUGCUGGUAGAAUUGGUAAGACUGCGACGAGCCUCUCCUCUAGCUGAAAUUCAGUUUAUCCAAGAAUGAAUAUUGUGCAUUUUUAUAAUGCAUUCCCUCAGAAUAUAAGGUACACCAUGAAGCCAAUUUAAUUCAUUCCCUCACAAUAAAAAAAAAAAUUCCAUGAAACCAUUCUUUUUCAAAACAACAUGUAUGAAAUUCUCUGCAUUGCAUGUAAAUUUAUAUGAAAGUGCAAACUGUGGAUGAAUAAUUUCUCCCAAAAAAAUUUAAGUUUGAAUGUGCAUCAUUUCUUAUUACAGUAAUCUGAUAUACUGUAAAUCCGUAGACUAUGUAACUGCAAAGAUAGAAUUAUCAUGGGAAAAUUGAGGUUGCUUUGCAUUUUUGCUCAAUCCAUAAUAAUAUCUUAUUAAUCGUGUUCGAGUUGUUUUAGAUGUUACUGACUUUCAAAGUUCUCAGACCUUGAUUGUACUACCCCCAUUUUUAACUAAUGGUUGCGGUUUGUUAUUUUGGCUGUUCAAAAUAAUGGUUACACUUACACAUUAUCUUAUUAUUUCUUUCUUAACUUUUCCCAACUUACUUCAUACGAAAGUAUUAUACGGAGGAAUUCUUUUUCUUACAAUAUCCCCCCAUUAUACAUUGUUUUUCCUUCAUUUUCAUAUAUUAUGCCCCUUUUGUUCGCUGCUAUCCUGUUGGGUCGACCUGAAAAUUACCAUGUUUUG
This is a messenger RNA of Chenopodium quinoa (quinoa), 2394 nucleotides long. Its product is annotated as F-box/FBD/LRR-repeat protein At1g13570-like. The record is from RefSeq and is a predicted model, not a curated record. Lineage: Eukaryota; Viridiplantae; Streptophyta; Magnoliopsida; Caryophyllales; Amaranthaceae. The transcript is spliced from 4 exons. Gene Ontology annotation, molecular function: protein binding. Bases 476 to 1744 code for a protein of 422 amino acids.